Messenger RNA from Cladophialophora immunda, 967 nucleotides. RefSeq lists its product as uncharacterized. NCBI's taxonomy places the organism in Eukaryota, Fungi, Ascomycota, Eurotiomycetes, Chaetothyriales, Herpotrichiellaceae. The transcript has 3 exons. The coding region runs from base 96 to 776 and encodes 226 amino acids. The record is from RefSeq and is a predicted model, not a curated record.
CAACAUUCCGGUUGUCCACAGGCCGAUGGUACAAUGAUUGAUACAACCCUAUUGAUGGAGAACAAACUCGUCUUCCUUCGAUCAAAAGACUCAAAAUGAAAGCCAUUCUGACUGGGGCCACGGGCUUUAUUGGGGGCGAAGUUCUCAACCAAUGCCUCACACAUCCUCAAAUCACCUCGAUUGUGGUGCUCUCUCGCCGUGCAUUGCCCGAGCCGGCUGCAAGCAAUUCCAAGGUCAAAGUCGUGAUUCUCCAGGACUUCACGAACUAUCCCGAUUCGGUAUUGCCUGAGCUCAGAGACGCAGACUUUUGCAUCUGGUCUCUAGGCACAUACACCGGCGGUGAAGAAGUCGAAGCCGGCUAUCCACUCGCAUUCUGCGAAGCAAUUGCCAAAGCCCGCAAUGGAGCGACGACCAAGCUGUUCCGGAUGGUCUACUUAAGCGGCAUGUUCGUGAUCAAUGACCAGAAUGCUUCGUUGUGGUUUCUCACCACGACUCGCAAGGCCAAGGGGCUCGCGGAGACGAGGCUGCUGGCCUUUUCGGACGAGCAGAAACAGAACCACAAAAGCUGGGAGUCAUAUGUGGUCAGGCCCGGUGGUGUGCUGCACAAGCAGACCGCUGGCCUUAACACCGCCACAUGUGGGAACAGACUCGUGAUCGGUGUAGGUGUACUCGCGGCGGCCAUGAUCGAGACAGCUUUGGAGGGGAAUCCUGAAUACAAAAUAUUUCAUGCUCCACUGUUGGAGAAGGGAAGAGCUGCGCUCCGGAAAGCCAAGUGAUUAUCUCAAGAGGGGAUUGACCAUCGCUGUGUGUUGAAUGCAAGUGCAGCAAGAUAGGAAAGCCGUCGUCAAUUUCCCAUGUUGACAAUCUGUUCGACUGCGCCGCUUUGUAUAAAACUGCCUCGUCCACCCCCAAUCCGUUAAAGCACCUGGCUCCUAGAGAUAGUCGAUCACCUGCUUCUCGCUCCAGG